Molecule: messenger RNA, 1526 nt
Organism: Chinchilla lanigera (long-tailed chinchilla)
Lineage: Eukaryota; Metazoa; Chordata; Mammalia; Rodentia; Chinchillidae
Product: cysteine-rich secretory protein 2
Exons: 10
Coding region: 303-1037 (244 amino acids)
Cellular component (GO): extracellular region
Source: RefSeq, a predicted model, not a curated record
GGCACAAAGGCUGUGACGUCGCCCCCGCGUGGCAGCAGGAGGAGUUAACAGUCGCCAAGGCAGGGGAGCGCCGCCCGGCGGCAGGAAGAUGUGCCCUGGGGAGCCAGGGGUUGUAAGCAUGAAACCAUCUACCAUGCUCCUCCUGUGAGAACCUUGUCCUCCUGCUCCUAAAACACCUACAAGAAAGGACACUUUGCUUUUCUACUUCAGCUCGCCACCUUUCCUGCUCCCACAGAUACACAGAGAUUUCAUCCCGGCGUGAGACCCUACAGUAAGUGAUUACCGAGUCUAAGUUUCCAGCAAUGGCCUUGCUCCCGAUGGUGGUAUUUCUCAUAACUAUGCUGCUUCCAUCUUUACCCACAGAAGGAAAGGAUCCAGCUUUUACUGCUUUGUUGACCACCCAAUCACAAGUGCAAACUGAGAUUGUAAAUAAACACAAUGAACUAAGGAAAUCUGUCACCCCUUCUGCCAGCAACAUGCUAAAAAUGGAAUGGAGCAGAGAAGCAACAGUGAAUGCACAAAAGUGGGCAAAUAAGUGUACUUUACAGCACAGUAACCCAGAUGACCGAAAGACCAGUACCAAAUGCGGUGAGAACCUCUACAUGUCAAGUGAUCCUGCUGCCUGGUCAAAUGCCAUCCAGAGCUGGUUUGAUGAGAGCCGAGAUUUUACCUUUGGAGUAGGUCCAAAGAGUCGCAGUGCAGUUGUGGGACAUUAUACACAGCUUGUUUGGUAUUCAUCUUACCUUGUUGGCUGCGGAGUUGCCUACUGUCCCAAUCAAGAUAGUCUAAAAUACUACUACGUUUGCCAGUACUGUCCUGCGGGUAAUAAUGCGAAUACCAAGAAUACGCCUUACAAACAAGGAACGCCUUGCGCCAGCUGCCCUAAUCACUGUGAAAACGGAUUAUGCACCAAUAGUUGUGAGUAUGAAGAUCUCCUUAGUAACUGCGAGUCUUUGAAGGAGUCAGCUGGCUGUGAUCAUCAACUGCUUGUGGAAAAGUGCAAGGCUACUUGCAGAUGUGAAAACAAAAUUCACUAAAACACCCAGUGUGCACUGUACACAACAUAGUGGAAAAGAGUUGCAUCAUUUGGCUGAGAUAUAACCAGGGGAAAACUCUAGACAUGUUAGCUACAAAUUGAUCCCAAAUAGCAGUACUUCUUACUCUCCUGGAUAUUUAGAAAAACCUGCUUUGUACAGCAAUUUACAGAAGAGACAUUAUAAUGACAUCUGUGGACUUUGAUAGAAAUCUGAUUCUUUGAUGAUUUGGAUCAAGCUGAGAAUUUUGAAGGCGGUACAUUCAUAGGACUUAGGUCACUAGAUGUUUGGAUCAAGAUGGGGAAUUAUUUGUCUCCUGAAGCACCUUGAUUAAAAAAAAAGAAAAGACUGAAACAGCAUGGUCAUUCCUGCUCAUCAUAUUUGACCUGUGUGAAGAAGAAAUUCCAGGGUUGGCACCUUCAUUUGUCUUAUGGUUUUUCUUUUAAACAAAAGUGAUCAGCUUUCUCAAUAAAUGGUUUAUCUCAGCAAAUA